UCUGCCCUGCGUCCCUCCCGCACUGCCUGUAGGUAAGCGUUGGAGCUUGGAGCUGAGGGGCGGCCCGGGAGCGCUCGCUCCGCCAGUGGGCGUUCUCCGGCGGCCGGGGCUGGCGGCGACACUGCGGCGCUUCUCGCUGCCGCCCGCAGCCGCGCACGCACGUACGGGGCAGCGGUGGCACCGCUGGAAGGAAACGCGGAUCGCUUUUUUUUUUUUUCUUUGGCUCUGCGUGUAAGGUGGGAGCAUGAGGACCGGAGGACUUUAAAAAAGGGGAUCGGAACCGCUUCGCGCUCGGCGGCGCCGCGUUCCCCUCCGGCCUAAAGGGGGACCGGGAUGUGAGCUCUCGGGGGUAGGAGCCGCGCUGCGGAGGAGACCGUGCUCGGGGCCGCUGCGAGGGAGCCGAGGGCCGAGAGGCGGCGGCCGCCUCUCGCUGCGUUCCGUCCUCUCUCGGCUUCUCCCGUUCCCGGCGCUGCGCCGCCUCUCCGGCGUCCUGCCUUAAACUGCCGCGCAAGGGAGGGCCGGGCGGAAGCAUGUCCAACCCCGAGGAGCGGCUCUCAUCCCGCCCCCCGGCCCCCCUGGCUGCGGCGCCCGGGGAAAAGCCCGGCUCCGGCCGCCGCCCGCCCCACUCUCAUGGCCGGGGCGGCGGAGGUGGAGGCAGCGGCGGGUCUCCUCCCCCCCCGGCGCCCGGAGGCAGCUCGGUUGCCCGCAGCUCCCUCGCUCUACUCCUGACAGCCGCCGCCGGCAGCAGCAGCGGGAGCCGCGCUGCAGGGACUGCCCCCGCCGCCUCCGCCCGCAUCGGCCCCGCAGCGGCGGCGGCUCCUCUCCGCGCUCCAAUCCCCUCCUUCUCCUCCGCUUCUCCAUCUUCGUUUUACUUCUUGCCGCCGCCUCCUCGUUUCCCCUCCUCGUCUUCCUUUAACCUCACGAGUCUCCAAGGGAGGGAAGGAGGAGGAGGAGGAAGAGAUGCUGGCGGAGCGGCGGCGGCUCACUUGAUCGCCCAUCCAGGCGGCGGCGGCGGCAGGAGGAGACUCUUCUCUUCUCCCUCCAUCCAGGGCUCGCUGUUCCGCUCCGCGGCCGCCGGCCCCCGGCAGCACCAUCCGCGGCUCCUCCUCCCCGCGGCCGCCUCUCGCCCGUGGUCCUGCGCUUUCCUCGGCGCUGCAGCGGCGGCCGCCCGCGGCGACGGGAUACGAGGAGGCGACGGCCCCGGCGGGAGCGGGACUGAGCGGCGGCUGCGAGGCGCCUUCUUCUCCUUCUCGUCUCCCCUGCUCCCGGGGCCAGACAUGGAAGAUGGAUCUAAUUCUGCCAGCUGCUUCAGGAGGUUUACGGACUGUUUCCUGAACACAAGUUUAACAGAUGAAAAAGUGAAGGCCUAUCUUUCCCUUCAUCCCCAGGUACUGGAUGAGUUUGUGUCAGAAAGUGUAAGUGCGGAAACUGUUGAAAAAUGGCUAAAAAGAAAAAACAACAGACAGGAAGAUGAAUCGACUCCUAAAGAAGUCAGCAGGUAUCAGGAUACGAAUAUGCAAGGUGUAGUGUAUGAAUUGAACAGCUACAUAGAGCAGCGCCUGGAUACAGGAGGAGAUAACCAACUACUUUUGUAUGAACUGAGCAGCAUCAUUAAAAUAGCUACGAAAGCUGAUGGAUUUGCACUAUAUUUCCUGGGAGAAUGCAAUAAUAGUCUGUGUGUAUUUACGCCACCAGGAGCUAAAGAAGGACAACCGCGGCUCAUUCCUGCAGGGCCCAUUGCACAUGGCACUACAGUAUCUGCUUAUGUAGCCAGAUCCAGAAAAACGUUGUUAGUAGAAGAUAUUCUGGGGGAUGAGCGAUUUCCCAAAGGUACUGGACUGGAAUCAGGGACUCGUAUCCAAUCUGUUCUUUGUUUACCAAUUGUCACUGCAAUUGGUGAUCUGAUUGGUAUCCUGGAGCUUUAUCGUCACUGGGGCAAAGAAGCCUUCCAUCUUAGUCACCAAGAGGUUGCAACAGCAAAUCUUGCAUGGGCUUCAGUAGCAAUACAUCAAGUACAAGUGUGCAGAGGUCUUGCCAAGCAGACUGAACUGAAUGACUUCUUGCUUGAUGUAUCGAAAACGUAUUUUGAUAAUAUAGUUGCAAUAGAUUCUCUACUUGAACAUAUAAUGAUAUAUGCAAAAAACCUGGUGAAUGCAGAUAGGUGUGCACUCUUCCAGGUUGACCACAAAAAUAAGGAGCUGUAUUCAGAUCUUUUUGAUAUUGGAGAAGAAAAUGAUGGGAAACCUGUUUUUAAGAAGACCAAAGAAAUAAGAUUUUCUAUAGAAAAAGGAAUAGCUGGUCAAGUGGCAAGAACUGGGGAAGUCCUUAACAUCCCUGAUGCCUAUGCAGAUCCACGCUUUAACAGAGAAGUAGACCUCUAUACAGGCUAUACAACCAGAAAUAUCCUGUGCAUGCCUAUUGUGAGCCGAGGAAGUGUAAUAGGCGUUGUGCAGAUGGUGAACAAAAUAAGUGGAAGUGCCUUCUCUAAAACUGAUGAGAACAACUUUAAAAUGUUUGCAGUCUUCUGUGCUUUAGCCUUACACUGUGCUAACAUGUACCACAGAAUUCGCCAUUCAGAGUGUAUUUACCGUGUAACAAUGGAGAAGCUAUCAUACCACAGUGUUUGUACUGCAGAAGAGUGGCAAAACCUCAUGCACUGUACACUGCCUCCACAUAUUUAUAAAGAAAUUGAACUGUACCACUUUGACAUCAGUCCGUAUGAGGAUGUCUGGCCUGCCAUUUUUGUCUACAUGGUUCACCAGUCCUGUGGGACGGCCUGCUUUGAACUUGAAAAGCUCUGCCGAUUUACUAUGUCUGUGAAGAAGAACUAUCGUCGUGUGCCCUAUCACAACUGGAAGCAUGCAGUUACAGUUGCACAUUGCAUGUAUGCCAUACUUCAGAACAACCAGGGGCUCUUCACUGAUCUAGAGCGGAAAGGUCUUUUAGUUGCAUGCCUAUGUCAUGACCUGGAUCACAGAGGUUACAGCAACAGCUACCUUCAGAAGUUUGAUCACCCGCUAGCUGCUCUCUAUUCCACAUCAACGAUGGAACAGCACCACUUCUCACAAACUGUGUCCAUCCUGCAGCUGGAAGGGCACAAUGUCUUUUCCAAUCUGAGCUCCAGUGAAUAUGAGCAAGUACUUGAGAUCAUCCGGAAAGCCAUCAUUGCCACGGACCUUGCCCUGUAUUUUGGAAAUAGAAAACAGCUCGAAGAACUACAUCAGGCAGGAGCAUUAAACCUUAAGAACCAAGCACACAGAGACAGAGUGAUUGGACUGAUGAUGACUGCUUGUGAUUUGUGUUCUGUAACAAAACUGUGGCCAGUUACCAGACUGACAGCCAAUGACAUAUAUGCUGAGUUCUGGGCUGAGGGCGAUGAAAUGAAAAAGACAGGUAUUCAACCCAUUCCUAUGAUGGACAGAGACAAGAAGGAUGAAGUCCCUCAGGGUCAAAUUGGAUUCUACAAUGCUGUAGCCAUCCCAUGUUACACCACACUUGCACAAAUCUUUCCUCCAACUGGGCCACUACUACGAGCAUGCAGGGACAAUCUCAACCAGUGGGAGAAAGUAACGAGAGGUGAAGAAGCCUCUAUAUGGAUUACUUCCCAGUCCAUUGCUCCUGGAACCUCAGAUUCAUUUCCUGUGAAGACUGAUGACUGAACAGCAGCAACAGAUUGCUUUAACCCUGAAAGAAUCCAUUUGGGAGCUGUUUUGUUUUUGUUUUGUUUUGUUGUUUUGUUUUGUUUGUUUGUUUUUGUUUAUUUUUUGUUUUGUUUUGUUUUUAUUUGACAAAGGAAAAAGAAAAGCUACAAAAUGCUAACUAGGAAGCAAAUCUGCCUAUGAAGGUAACACCCAUGGUGUUGCCUCAGCUAAAUGACUCUGGCAGCCAAUCUCCUGAUGUACACCAGUGACACAACAUGAACAGAGGGAAAAUGACACCCAGAUGUUUUGCAAUCAGCUAUUAAAAGAGAACUAGCAACUUGUGAAAAUAAAAGACUGGCCUUAACUCAUGGGCUACAUUGCUGAGGCCUUAAUUUAAAACUGAUGGGGGGAAAAAUCUUAGGGGGUACUUCUAAAUUGUAUCUUUCUAGUAAGGGUUUCAAUGGUACUUUUAUUAUAUUGUACUGUGGCUGGCUUUAACACCAGUGUCACUUGGGAGUUCUUGGCUAUAAAUAGAACAAUAUACACAUUGCUAUUGUGAAUGUUUAUGUGUGAUCUACUUGUAAUCAGUUUGAACUCCAGCAGAAUCCUUGGAGACUAUAAUUCAUGCUAAGGUUAUGGUGAAUUCUCUUGCUGCAAACAAUAGGAAAACAACAUUCAGAUUCAAGGUUUACAGUACUUCAUGAAGUUCAUGAUGCACAUUGUCACCCACAAGGCAAACGUAAAGAACUAGACAACUCCUCCCUUUAAACACUGGAAUUGCUGGAUGUUUAUUUCCAAUGAGGAAAGCAAUAUAGGCAUAGUUCUGGUUGGAGUUUUCGUAUCCAUAGGGGCAGAAGCCUCAGAUUAAAAUGUAAAUGUGACAGCAAAGAUUUUUCCUUGCCUAGCUUACCGAUAACUGAAGUCAACAUAUUUAUUUCUACCUGCUGAGUUAUAUUCUGAAAGGUAUUAGAAACAUACCUGAAGUAUGCUAUCUGCUGGAAACAAAAGCCCUGUCAGAAAAGUCAAGCCUCAGAAGAGGAACUGUGGUACCAUCACAAUAAAUCAAAAAAAGUUUUUGUAUAGACUAGCUUUUGUGUUGCACAGUAACACUGCAUGUCUUCUACUGCUCUUUCCCCCAUCCUAAGAUGAGUGAAAUUGGGAAGUUUUUCCCUUUUUUGUUUGCUUUUUUUCCCUUAGUUCAGCAAAAUGUCAAGACUUGGAACUGCCUUUCUCAGCAAAAGAAUAGCUGACAGAAGAAAACUACUCUAAAAUACUGUGUUUACAGUUCUGUGCUUCAGUUAGGCUUCAGCCUUAAUAUUUUAUGCACAGACUUUAGGACCUUACAUUUAAUGCCACUCUUUUGAACUUAGUGCAAUUGUACAGAGUACGUUUCAAGAAACACUUAUUUUGCCUUCAUCUUUCUCUUGAAAAUAAUGAAAAAAAUCUUCGUAUUGAUCCACACGGUAGGUCGCAACACGAUCUUUGUAUACGUUUCACGUACAGCCCAUACUGCAUUAUGUGCUUUUUCACAGAUAAAACACUCUUGUGGUGAUUCUGUGAUAACACAUCCAUUUGUGUAACUGUUAAUAGUAGUGACAAAGACAGAACGUAAGUUCUCUUCUCAUGUCUCUUGAGCUGUAUUGUUCUAAUUAGCAUGCCAUCUUCUGGGUUUCAUUUUGGUGACUUGAACUCUUGAGUUUUGCCUUCUGUUAUGGUCGAGCACAUACCAGUGUAUGUACGUGUGUACAGUAUGUGAUGCAUAAUCACAUAAUGUAUAAAUGCACCUAAGCCUUUGCAGUACAUAGAUAUUCCAGAAGUUGGAAAUUCAAUAUUAAAUUAUAUCGUUUGUUUAAUACAGGUUACCUAGCAGCAGCCCCAUAGUUCUUUUCAGUUGUGUAACCAAUUCUAAGAGCAGAAAUUAACUGUUAACCACAGUAAAUUAAUUUGAGUAAUAAAAAAGGCAGGAAACAACGACGUAGGACAGUAUCUCAUACUGUGUCCCCUUCUUUACUCCUUAGCAGUUCUGCUUUAAUGAAAUCUUGCAGAUGCAGUCUUUCGUCUGCUAAGUACUUGAGAUGUAGUGAAUGGUUCCUAAUUCACAUUGAAGUCAUCCAAAAAUGUAGUGACCACAAAAAUAUUUUCCAAAAUUCAGACACCCCAGCAACUGAACUGAACAUUUUUUCUUGGUGAGUUAUUUGCUGUUAUUCUGCCUCUUCUUUGAAUGCUGAACUUACAACUUUUGCAAAAAAAAUAGUUCUGAUCACACUGUGUCUGUGUUAAGGAGUUCUUAAUCCAUCUUUCAGUCCUUGUCAGCAGCAAAGACAAUUUUGCUAGUUCUGCCACCUACUAUUCCAAAUAUUUCACUGUAUCAUUCAGUUCUACAUGUUGAAGUUUGUAAGUACUGAUCAGAAGAUACUUCCCUAACAAAUUUAUCAAAUUGACAAUAAGUUGUACUUAUUGUCUCAAGUCAAUCACAUGAUUUUUCUAAUACAGAACUCUCCAGACCACUGAAAAUGUGUGUUUGUUAGAGUAUAAUGUCUGUUAGAAUUAAAAACUUUGACUCCAGUGGUUGUGGUUUGCUUUCCUGGUAACUGUGACAAAAAAUUUCUUUUUGUUAGCAGCUAAACUAACAAAAUUAACCAUAGUGGCCUAUAUUUUCUAAGCAAAUUCAGCCUUAGCAUGUAAAGAGUACAGAUUCAGGCAUGCCCUUUUUUUUUUUUUUUUUUUUUUUUUU
Lagopus muta (rock ptarmigan) is the source of this 6375-nucleotide messenger RNA. It is a transcript of the gene PDE10A, whose product is annotated as phosphodiesterase 10A. The transcript is spliced from 22 exons. The record is from RefSeq and is a predicted model, not a curated record. The coding region runs from base 531 to 3659 and encodes 1042 amino acids. Gene Ontology annotation, biological process: signal transduction; negative regulation of receptor guanylyl cyclase signaling pathway. Gene Ontology annotation, molecular function: 3',5'-cGMP-stimulated cyclic-nucleotide phosphodiesterase activity; protein binding. Lineage: Eukaryota; Metazoa; Chordata; Aves; Galliformes; Phasianidae.